Molecule: messenger RNA, 2401 nt
Organism: Cimex lectularius (bed bug)
Lineage: Eukaryota; Metazoa; Arthropoda; Insecta; Hemiptera; Cimicidae
Product: CWF19-like protein 2
Exons: 11
Coding region: 146-2401 (751 amino acids)
Biological process (GO): mRNA splicing, via spliceosome
Cellular component (GO): post-mRNA release spliceosomal complex
Source: RefSeq, a predicted model, not a curated record
CGCUCCAGCCAGAAGUACGUAACUUCAACUGCAACAAUUGUUAUGAUGGAAGGUAACACGGAAUAUCAAUACAAAGUUGUUCAGUUUGUUUGUUGUUGAAUAACAAAAAAUAUCACUCGGUAGCUUUUUAUUUUUGUUCUUAUAAAUGGGUCAUUCGAAAAAACAUAAGAAAAAAGAAAAGAAACACAAAAAGGAAAAGAAGAGAAAAAGGGACACUUCGUCUUCAAGUUCGGAAAGCGAAGAGGAAUGGGUGGAAAAAACACCAGCUUCACAAGAAGGAGACAUGAGAGGGAAGGUGGAAGAGCAAAAAAGGGACGACUGGAUGAACAUGGACUUUGGUGUCGCUACUUUUUCCAAUGAUGCCAGGAAGAAGCGAAAGGAAAAAGAAGAACAGGAGGCUAAAGAAAAAAGUCUAUUGAAUCAGCCUGGCCAGAGCUCACGAGAGUUGAACCCAUAUUGGAGAGAAGGUGGAACUGGGCUUCCUUCCGAGAAUAAAUCUUUAUCUGGUCAUCUAACUAAGACUGUUGGUGACCAUGGCAUUAAGUGGCUCAGAAAGGCGUUUCAAAGAGCAAAAGAGGAAGCAGUAGAAAAGGGUGUAAGCUUGGAAUCUGUUGUAGCUGAACGAUGGGGUAGUUUAGAUCAUCUGAAGCAAUUAUUAGAUGAGGCUGAACUUAAAGAAGCAAGGAGAAAUAAAUUUGGCCAUCGAGAGUAUAAGGAUUUUAAAAGAGAAGAUAGAUACAAGAGGGAUAGAAGUCGAGACAGAGAUAAACAUCGACCUUCGUUCAGAAGUCCUGUUGAUGGAAAUGAAACAAAGCAACGAUUCAAAAUGCCACAUGAUCCUGAUGGUGAAAGAGAUGAUAGGAGACAUAGGAGAGACGAUAGUGCCGAUGGCAAAAGUGACGAUAGAAGAUCAAGAAAACAUUUUGGACAAGAAUCCAAAUCUAGAUUUCGAAUUCCAAAAGACAGCGAUGAGGAUUUUGUAAGAAGUAGAAGAGAUCUCGACGAGGAAAAAGAUAGGAAGGAACAUUCUCAAUAUAAAUCAUCCCAUGGUAAUUUUGACGAUACGAGAAAUAGGCAACCUGAAGGAUAUAGGCAAAGUUAUUCUUCAAACUCUUCAAGAAAAGGAUGGAGAAAGCCGUCAGAAAAUAAAAACACUGAAGAUUCAUCAAAAGAUCGAAGGGCGACUCCUGAACGUGAACGACAAACACCAAUAAACGAACCGUCACAAGAUGAACCAGAGGAUAAAAUUUUGAGCAAAGACGAGCUGAACAAAUUGGGGGCCCGAAUGAUCAAAGCUGAGAUCAUGGGUGACACGGCUUUGGCAGCUAAGCUCAAACAACAGCUUGAGAAUGCUAGAGCUGCUAGUGAAUCGAAUAACUCCAGAAGUAAACAGAUUGUCACUCUUACUGAAACCGACAGCAGGGGAUUCACUAGACCAUUUACUGCACCCACUGAAGCUGGAAGGUCGAAGAAAAGAAGAGUUGCAACACAUGAGAACAAACAGAGGGUUAGGUAUUUUGCGGAUGAUGAUAAACAUUCUCUUCAAGAUAUGUUUGAAAACGAGAGGUUUAACACUGUAGCUGAUCAAAAUGCAACUUUUGCAAGACUUAUGGGCAGGGAAAUGUCAAGAAAAGAUGGUUCUUUGGCACUGGACGAUCCAUUUGAAGAAACUGCGGCUACUGAUAACUCUGCAAAGGAUAACAGUAGGAAAAUCAGUCAGACGAUUCAAAACCAAAUCAAAAAAGAGAAAGCGUUUGAUGAAUGCCGAUGGUGCAUAAUGGGAUUAAAUGCACAACAAGAUAUAAUUGUAACAACUAGGAGUAAGGUUCAUUUAUGUGUUCCCCCUUUCCAAUCGCUGACAACAAACCAUUGCCUCAUAGUUCCCAAUUUCCAUGUUUCAUGUGGCACUCAAGUUGACGAAGAUGUUUGGGAUGACAUUAUGGAAAUGAGAAAGAUACUUGUAAAACUCUUCGAAAAAGAUGAUAAUGAUGUAAUAUUUUUCGAGCACGCCAUCAAUUUUCAUAAACACCCCCAUAUGCUUCUACAUUGUGUCCCUGUACCUAAAGAGAUCGGGGAUGUGGCGCCGAUUUACUUCAAAAAAGCUAUGCUGGAGUGCGAAACAGAGUGGUCAAAUAAUAAAAAAGUUGUCGAGCUCGCAGGACGGGAUGUUAGAAAAGCUGUACCAAAAGGGCUACCUUAUUUUGCAGUCGAUUUUGGAAUGCAGAGUGGUUAUGCCCACGUCAUCGAAGACUACAAGCUUUUUCCAAGAAAUUUUGCCCAAGAAAUUAUUGGAGGGAUGUUGGAUUUGGAUCAUGGAAUUUGGAGAAAACAAAAACACGAAUCUACAGAGACAGUCAAAAUUAAAAGAGAUGAAUUGCGAAAGUUAAUUGAAAAUGUUUAA